Fomitopsis serialis is the source of this 589-nucleotide messenger RNA. RefSeq lists its product as uncharacterized. Lineage: Eukaryota; Fungi; Basidiomycota; Agaricomycetes; Polyporales; Fomitopsidaceae. The record is from RefSeq and is a predicted model, not a curated record. Bases 168 to 494 code for a protein of 108 amino acids. The transcript has 2 exons.
UUCCAGGUCCGAGAUUCGUGGGCGAUCGCCGUCUUGCUUGAACCCCUGGUGAGACUCGCAGCGGUGUGGUGUGGGCGGGCCUUGAGGCUAGCGGACGACCUGCCGCAGUCGCGAACUCCUCUUCGGCAGUAUCACAGUGAUAGUGGUGGACUCGGAUUCGGGGGGCGAUGAUCCCAGUCUGCCAGAGGCACGCCUUGUCAUCCUGUCAUUGCGUUACCGUAAUGCGAUGCCCGCGUCCACCUGCGCGGUGGAUCUUCCCGGCACAGCGGUGGGAACUCGGACGGUCCGGGCAAUUGAGUUCGGGGCCUGCCAGAAACUCUGAUGGACCUGCGGUAUGGGGAGUGGUCGGCCGGGGAUGGCAGCUGCUGGCCUCUGGUAGAUUCGUGAUGGUUCCCCGAGUGGAGUGGGAGGGCCUAUGGGAGGAGUUGCGGUGGAUUGGCUCCGCGUCGGGAUGUGGUGAAGAUGAGAUAGGGCGGAGCGGGUUGAGUAUGUAGCUGCUCCUGGGGAGUGGUGGCCUGUAGCUUGCAUGUAGCUGCUAAAGCCGGCGCUUCGGGAUUGAAUUCAUCUCGAAUUGUGCUUUGCGAUGGGC